Cylicostephanus goldi is the source of this 654-nucleotide messenger RNA. NCBI's taxonomy places the organism in Eukaryota, Metazoa, Nematoda, Chromadorea, Rhabditida, Strongylidae. The record is from the annotation of a GenBank genome assembly.
GAAAUGGGGUGAAAGGAAAUCGAAACCGAACAUGAACUACGACAAAAUGUCGCGAGCACUACGCUACUAUUACGAUAAAAAUAUCAUGUGUAAAGUACACGGGAAACGAUACGCAUACAAGUUUGAUUUUCAAGAGUCAAUUCUUUUAUUUAUGGGGCGAUCUCAAAUUUUCCCCCUCUAUGAAAGCAGCUACGCUCUUUAUGAAAGAUCUGUUAUUCCCUCAGUUGUUUUCAUUCUACUGUCGCACAAGGAUAGUUUCAAAAAUGACAGAUUCCUGUUUGGUAGCAAGUGGGUGAGUCAAGAAGGGCGUAAAAACAAGCAAACGGAUGCGGAUUUGAAGGGGAGCAAUUGGAAUGAGAGGCACGAAAAAUGUGAUAGAAUAGCUCAAGCGCUCCAACCUCAGUCUGGCGGUGCUAGCUCAGAUUACCUUUCCCCUCAAACCGUAAAUCGACUACAGCAGGACUUCAUGCAGGGCGGUUGGUCGGCAAACUACAGGUCACUGAUACCAACUGGGUUACAGACAAGUGGUGCCUUCUUUAAUCCGUCAACCAUGGGCUACGGUGGAUUUGCAGCUGGCGGAAAUAAUGCAGCACUACAAAGAAAUUUUCCCAUUUACGGAUCAAACAUGACCAACUACUCAAAAUGUUUGUGAUU